Salvelinus sp. IW2-2015 is the source of this 1485-nucleotide messenger RNA. RefSeq names its product tumor necrosis factor receptor superfamily member 14-like. NCBI's taxonomy places the organism in Eukaryota, Metazoa, Chordata, Actinopteri, Salmoniformes, Salmonidae. The record is from RefSeq and is a predicted model, not a curated record. Gene Ontology annotation, molecular function: protein binding; transmembrane signaling receptor activity. Gene Ontology annotation, biological process: negative regulation of alpha-beta T cell proliferation; positive regulation of peptidyl-tyrosine phosphorylation; defense response to Gram-positive bacterium. Gene Ontology annotation, cellular component: external side of plasma membrane; membrane.
UUAAUCUCAAAACUCCUAAGUACUUCACAAAUCCAGUGUGUGGGUCUUCCAGUGAGUUGGAGAGGAUUGAGGAACCAUGGCACAGUUUGGAACCUUGAAAUGGACUAUACCUUUUAUACUUCUAAACGUUGACCCCUGUUCUACAUAUUAUCCAGCCAUCUAUAAAAUAGAUGAUAGAUAUUGCAUAAUGUGUAGGCCUGGAUAUCAUGUAAAUAGUCAUUGUACUAAAUCUACAAGUAUACCUUCCUGUGUGCCCUGUAUUGACUCCACGUUCCUUGAUGAGCCCAGUGGUAAAACAACAUGCAACAACUGUACCACAUGUGAUCCAGGUUUGGGUUUGAUGGUGAAGCAGCCAUGUAGACCUUCAUCAGACACUGUCUGUGGGACACUGGAGGGGUUCUACUGUCUAGACCCAACUAAGGAUGGUUGUAGAGCAGCCCAGAGACACAGCAGCUGUAAACCUGGUCAAUACAUCAGCCACACAGGAACAACAUCUACAGAUACUGUGUGUUCUGACUGCCCUGGUAAAACUUAUUCARAUGGAUCAUUAACAUCUUGUCAACCACAUACAGAAUGUGAAUUCUUGGAAAUUGAACCAGGAACUCCUUGGUUGGAUUCAGAAUGUGGAGAAGCCUCACUUCCCACAGCUGGAAUCAGAGCUGGUGUUCUGAUAGGUGUUCUAUUUUUUCUGAUUGCUACCAUAGCUGGUGUUUGUUUAUUUAUAAUGAUAAAAAGAGAAAUGGAGAGAAGAGAAAUAGUGAGAACAAGACAAAACUUAGACCCUCAAAUACCUACACAGGCAUCCCCAGAUCAGGAAAUACCAAUGCUGUCUGGGGGAACUGGAAAUGAUUCAAGCCUCCAUCAUAGUCAGGGAGUCAACAAUCUGUAAUCUGUGGUCCACUGGCUGGCUGGUCCAGCCAUCUAUAGAGUAUCUUAACACUACAUGUUAAGUGAUAUUGUAGAAUCUGGUUGGUAUAAUAACAGGAUUCUACACCAGAUUCAAUUGUAGAGUAAAGAAAUGAAACACAUUGAAACCCAACCUCCAGUAGGAAGAAUGUGACUUCUAGAUACCUGUUGGGAGAGGACCACUGUGUCUUUGUAUCACAUGGGGAUGUUUAAAACUUACUCCUCAGCCUGAACUGUUCCCACUUGUGUCAGCGAAUAGAUAGCUUUUUGUGUGGGCGCUACUGGUAAGAUGCUUCAGAAGGGCAGAAACAUAUCAGCUUCUGCCUACAGCCUACAGACUGGUCUAAAAUGAGAAGGACCAUGUGAUGAGUAUUAGGAACCAGCAUCGGUAAGUGAGAACCCUCUGCUCUGCCUACGGCCUACAGACUGGUCUAAAAUGGAAAGGAGCAUGUGAUGAGUAUAAAUUAGCUUCACCUUGGUAGGUAACAGCUUAGGUAGGUGAAAACCCUCUGCUCUUCCCAGGGGAAAGUGAAAUGUGUGUAUAACUUCAGGACCACAAUGUCUGUCAGCCCAGACUAU